UUAUUUGUAUCAGUAUGGAUACUUUAUUUUUUAAUCUGUUUCCACAGCAUUUAUCACAAAGUCUAGAACUUAGUAAGUUCUCAAUAAUAUUGGUUGAGAGAAUGAAGGUGUUACAGACUGACCUCUGAAAACUCAUAAGUUAAAGGCCUAACUCCUAGGACAACAGACUCUGACUGUAUUUGGAGACAGAGCCUUUAAUCAGAUAAUUAAGAUUAAAUGAGAUCAUAAGGGUGGGCUCUAAUCCAGUAUGACUGGUGUCCCUUUAAGAAGAGGAAGAGAUACCAGGGAGCUCAGCACACAGGGAAAAGGCCAUAUGAGGACACAGAGAGAAGGCGGCCAUCUGCAAGCCAAGGAGAGAGGUCUCAGGAGAAAUCAACCCUGUUGGCACCUUGAUCUUGUACUUCGUGCCUCCAGAAUUGUGAGAAAAUAAAUUUUUGUUGUUUAAAUCACCCAGUAUAUGGCAUUUUGUUAUGGCAGCUCUAGCAGAGUAAUAGAGGGGUCAAACACUUUUUGUACCUUGGCUCAGUAUAAGUCAGCAGGAGGUCACCUGCUGCUCCUAGGCAUUCCACUAUCCAGGCAUUCCACUGUCCAGGAGGGAAAGUCCCUUGAAAUAUUCUGCUCCUCCAGAAUUAUGGGCUCCUGUCCAUUAAAUAUCUGUAUCUGUAGGUGGUUUCAGUCAGAAUACAUGGCUUUUAUAGAAAUGAGUAGGAAAAAACUCUACUGAGAACUCCUUUUUGUCAACAUCUGAUCUCAACUAGCAAGUAAGGUACCAAAAGGUUUUGAAAUGACAUGAGGGCACAAAAAUUGGUGGAACCCUCAGGUGACCAUUGUCUCUUUCCUCUGGGAUCUAUAUACCUACCACAAUACCUAUUAUUUCCAGAGAGGAAUGAGGGAAUUGGGGAGACAGUUGUCACCAAAGCAAAGAAGCAGACAGGAAAUGGGAGAGUUAUUUUUCUUUCUGAACAAAUCCCUCGCCUAUAAAAUAAGAGGUUUAGAUUACAUAGUCUUUGAUGUUUCUUCCCUGUGCUUUAAAGGGAAAUAAAAACUAACAUGUGUUCCUAAGCACCUGAUAUUAUAUCAUCUUACACAGUCUUCAAAACAACUUUGCAAAGUACUAUUAUUAUACCCAUUUUGCCGAUAAAGGAACUAAGAUACAGACAGGCCGGGCGCCGUGGCUCAUGCCUGUAAUCCCAGCACUUUGGGAGGCUGAGGCAGGAUGAUCACUUGAAGUCAGGAGUUCAAGACCAGCCUUGCCAACAUGGUGAAACCCCGUCUCUACCAAAAAAUACAAAAAUUAGCUGGGUAUGUGUGGGGGUGCAGGCCUGUAAUCCCAGCUACACAGGAGGCUGAGGCAUGAGAAUCGCUUGAGCCCACGAGGCAGAGUUUGCCGUGAGCGGAGAUCACGCCAGGGCACUCCAGCCUGGGCAACAGAGCAAGACUCCAUCUCAAAAAACAAACAGAAAACAAAAACAAAAAACAAUACAGAGAGAAAAUAAUUUGCACGGGUCACACAGCCAAUCAGUGUAAUGAUCAGAUUUGAACCCAAGCAGGAUGAUUCCAGAUCCUGCAGUCAACAGCUGCGUUCUGCUUCUUAUCAGGUAAAGCAGGUCUCCCAGAGUGACACACAGAACACACAAAAUGAAGAGUGGCCCAAGAUCUGGAAAUGAUCCAGGGUUUGUGAGCAUCUGGCACUGGAAUCAAUCCAAAAUCAAUGUUUAAAUAACAGUUACCUUCACCCCCAAAUUGUCUCAUUGUCUGACUGCUGAAUUCGAAUCAGGGCUAUGGAGAAUGCUGCUUUGUGGUUUACUAUACAGUUUAAAAGUCACCAUGCCUGUACUGACAGCCCAACAAAUACACACACAGAGAGAGAUAACUUUAAAAAAAAAAAAAAAAAAAGAAUUUGGAGUGUAGAAAACAGCUUGGUUGCAUUUCUAGUGCACCAACCCCAGAAAACCCAGAGGCUUCAGAAUUUGAUGAGAUUUUUGCAAAGUGUGUUUUCACUACAAAAAUGAAUUAGAUGCCCCGAAGAGCUUCCUCUGUUCUUUGCUUGGCCGAGCACUUGCUGCAAACUUCCCUGAGGGGUUUACCCGAUGGUGAGCCUGUAGGAGGAAAAACCAGGGCCCUGGGCUUAUUUUUAAAGGAAAAAAAAAAAGUAAAAGUUUAAAAAAUAACCCCUCUUCAUUCAUCCUUAGAAUUACACUUUCCAGUGAAGUCUAGUACCCUUUCCUGGUAGAUAUAAUCCUAAUUAAAAAUAAAUUACAUGCUGUAUAGAACUUGAAAUGGACAAGAUAAUCCUAUUACAUAUGAGAAUAUAUCCUGAUUUUCUUUCCCGCUAAACUGUGGGAGAUAUCAGAUCAGUCUGAGCCCCCCAUUGUCGCCUCUUUGAAAACUUUCCUGGAGCCCUAAUCCAUCACGUGACGCCCAUGUCAAUCUUGGUGUUUGCACGCGAGUUUCACAAUGCCGGCAUUAGGCUCGGUAACAGAAACCCAGCUUUGCGGAGCCCGCAACAUUUGCAUUCCGAGAAAACGCCGGCCAUUGUGGAGCUGUGUUUGUUCUCAAGAUUGCGAGACAGUUGCCGGCGAAGUUGCUAAAACCGAGAGAAAGGGGCUCCUUUGAGCCUGCCCAGACCUUUUGGUAUGAUAACAAGGCGAUUCGAGCGGAUUUUGUGAGGCCUGAUCAGCACCCGGGCGGGCGAGCUCCCCUCCCUUUCCCCUACUCCUCUCCAGCGCCACCUCCCCGGACAUAUUUUCCUUCCCGGGGAGUUGCUGCGGACGUUGAUGUGCUAUUUUAAAUCGUAUUUCCAUAAUCGAGCGGCUGUCCGCUGCCGGCCCGGAGCUCACGGUGUUCGCGUGCCUUCACACCUCCACCGCCGGCACGGAAAGACCUGUGCGCGCCGGUGGCGGCUGGAGACUCGCGGCUCCCUUCCCGGGCUCCCCGGCUCCCGGCUCUCAGCCUCCCGGCGCCGCCGCCGUCGUGGCUACUUCCGAUCGACGAGGGCCUGGCCGCGGAAAAAACACUUUAGACCUGCUACCAGCCACCCUACACCCCUCCUCCCGCCUCCAGUCUUUUGCCUGCCCCUACUCCCCUUUCCUUUUCCCACUUUCAAGCACGCCUUGGUUUAUUUCAGCCUUGAGAAUGAGCAUGCUGACGCGGAAGCACUUUGAGUAGAAAUUGCAAGUAGUUCCGAAUCUCUGGCCAAGCGAAAAACCCAAACUUAGCGCGUGGCGGGGCUCCCGAGUCCAGCCCAGAACUGCGGGGUGCAGGUGCGCAGGGGGCGCUGGCGCGAGGUCCGGGUCCCAGCCAUUCGCGGCCGGGCUGUGCUCGCGGAAACCGCUGAAAUCCCUUCCUUUGGGACUCCGGCCCCAUUUCCAUCCACUUUCCCCACCUUCCGGGUCCUCCGCCCGGCAGCAGCAGCGCCAGGCGGGCCUGACCUUGCCCUGGGUACGCCAGCGGAAGCGCUGAGGCCGCUGUCCACCAGCCAAGUUCUGAACCUGUUCCCGUCUGGGUCUCCGGGGGAAGAGGGGUGAGGAGAGAUGACGUUAGCCUAGGGGCGCUAAAGGUCACCAGCCAGCCCCAGGUUGGGGUGGGAGUGUUGCGGGGCUCGGAAGGAAAAUAGAAAGUUCCUUCGACUGAGUGUACCCCCCAAGGAAUAUCUCCUGGGCGGGGACGGUGGGAGGGCUACAUACUAAAUCGCACUUGGGAGAUGGAAGACAGCGGAAGAAAGGGCUGCGAUUUGGGCUCCUGUAGGGGGCGCUCCUCCUUCCACGUCCCCGCGCGGCUGCAGAUGCCUGGCCUUAUUGCUUUUAGCAUUCCCAAGACUACAAGGUGGAAGAGGUGGAGAAGGGAACCCAGAGACACACCGCUCUGAGGAAGUCUCCAGCCACUCAUCAUCCCCCUCCCCAGUCUUAUAAGAGCUUGUAUUUAUGGAUGGCUGGAGCUGCAUGUUCCGCUCUCUGACAGUUGGAAGCACCUCUCAUCCCUGCCACCCAGCUCCCUGCUUGGUCUCCCUACUCCAAGGAAACUCCUGACCCUCUUCUGAAAAAAAACCCAAAACACACUCCCUCGAGUUUGAGGGAAAGGAAAACAUGGAUAGGACGCUGAAAGCAGGACCAAAAUCGGGAUUCUGAAGAAUGUUUACUGAAUUCAAUCUGCUUACCAAACCUAUCGCCUAAAAGGAAAAAUUUCUUCCAGUGAGUGGCUUUUGUUUUUUACCUUUCCUCCUUCGUGUGUAUUUGCAUAGCCUGCUCAAUAAAGCCCUUCAGUAAGAAUCAUUAAGAAUCCGUCUUGUUGCAGAUCCGAGCUCCAUCUCCCUGGCCGUCAGGGAUGGGAGGGGGCUAUCUGUGGGGCAGCGCAGCGCCCGGCCAGCCCCAGGAUCCGCCCAGCCCAGAUUUUGGCAGUGCGGAAGCUCCACACUUUCCUAGGCAGAUGGUUAAGUUCCCCCCACGUUCCUGCCAGGUUUCAACGUCACGCUGUGAUUUUGUUCUUCUGGAACCGGACGAGUGUUGCUUCCCAGAGUGGCCCUAUUAGAACAGAAAGAAAAUCCUCUAAAUAGGCGGAACAAGGCAUCAGGAGGAAAAAGUUCUCUAAAUGCACUUUAAUACGAGCCGGGUAUUGUGUGGAAUUCAGCGCCCAUCACCGUUUAGCCGGAGAGUUAUGGCAGUGAUUGGGGAUGAAUAGAGGAACAUAAUGGAUACAUGUGGCGUUUGCUCAUUAUAUUCAAGUUAGUCCAACUCCGCUGUGGAAACUGUUCAACUUUCUCUCCCCUUAGCUUGUCACAGUGAAAUAAUACAGACAUUGGGGCCUCCAAUGGGAUCGCCUGCCACACCAUUCUAUUUCCACUGCUAACGAGGGCUUCAUAAGCCUUUGAUACAGUCUGAUCUUUGAAACCUUUCCAAAUCUCCUCAAGCUUAUGCUAAAUCCUAUUUGGAACUUUUUUUUUCCUUGCCUGCUAGCGCCCAUGGCUUAAGAAGGCCAUUUGGACAGUGACGUGCAUACUAACAUAUCGCGGGGCUCUUUUCUGAAAGGGAAGUGGCAGCUCUGAUCACCGGGGCUCACACGAGCAAAACACAAUUGCGUACACAAAUUUGAAUAAAAUCAAUUUUCCCUUAUCCUUCAGGCUUCUUAAUCGAGAGGCUAUUCCAGGCACCGUAGCUAGGAGAGAAGGAAAGCAGAGCCUCAUUCAGCAGAGCAAGUCUGUGGGUAGGGGGCUGCAAGGGUUUGGAAGCCUCAGAGGUGCAAAAUGCAGAGUGUGUGUGUUGGCAGGGGCUGGGGGAAGGCGGAAUCAGAAGCCACUGAGGUAAAACCCCAGCGUGUUCGCACUUAGUUCUAGCCGCGGCACGGAGGGAGGCAGGCGACAAUUAACAAAACCAUCCGCUCCUUUUACUCCUGGAGCCCUGUGCCAACUCCUCUACAUGCAGGGUGCUGACAAGAAAAGGGGGAAAAAGCAAAAGGAGUUAAACAAAAGAAAGAUUCCCUAAUUUUCCUUUCUUGUUUUCCCCUCUAAGCCUUUCCACAUUAAAGGGAUUGUCAGAGGCAGGCGGAGGAGCGACGCGAGGGGGAGGCGGCCAUUGGCUGCCCGGCUCGGGUGAUUAGCAUAUCGGCGGCUAUAAAGGCAAAGGCGGCGCGAGGCGGCGCAGCUUCUGUAAGAGACGGAGAGGCGCAGAGUGAGGGCGGGUCCGCGCGUCCUCAGAGCCCGCUGGAGGCUCGGAGCUGCUACCCGCAGACUUCUCCCGCACAGGGCUCGCAAAGAGCGUGAUUCCGAGAGCCUGAGACUGACGCCCGACCUGGAAACCAGAGAAGACUUCCUUAGCCUUUCGGAUCGCACUUGAGGCUGGAGGCAUGAGUCCUGUGAGGCGUUGGGGCAGCCCCUGCCUUUUCCCCUUGCAGCUCUUCAGCCUCUGCUGGGUGCUCUCAGUGGCCCAGAGCAAAACAGUCCGAUACAGCACCUUCGAGGAGGAUGCCCCCGGCACGGUCAUCGGGACCCUGGCCGAGGACCUGCAUAUGAAAGUAUCGGGUGACACAAGCUUCCGCCUGAUGAAGCAAUUCAACAGCUCUCUGCUCCGGGUGCGCGAAGGCGACGGGCAGCUGACCGUCGGGGACGCCGGCCUGGACCGCGAGCGGCUGUGUGGCCAGGCCCCGCAGUGCGUGCUGGCCUUCGAUGUGGUCAGCUUCUCGCAGGAGCAGUUCCGGCUGGUGCACGUGGAGGUAGAGGUGAGGGACGUCAACGACCACGCGCCGCGCUUCCCCAGGGCCCAGAUCCCGGUAGAGGUGUCCGAGGGUGCGGCAGUGGGCACGCGCAUCCCCUUGGAGGUGCCGGUGGACGAGGACGUGGGCGCCAACGGGCUGCAGACCGUGCGCCUGGCCGAGCCGCACAGCCCCUUUCGCGUGGAGCUGCAGACGCGAGCGGACGGCGCUCAGUGCGCAGACCUGGUGCUGCUGCAGGAGCUGGACCGCGAGAGCCAGGCCGCCUACAGCCUGGAGCUGGUGGCCCAGGACGGCGGCCGCCCGCCGCGCUCCGCCACGGCUGCCCUCAGCGUGCGCGUCCUGGAUGCGAAUGACCACAGCCCGGCCUUCCCGCAGGGCGCCGUGGCCGAAGUGGAGCUGGCGGAAGACGCGCCCGUGGGCUCCCUGCUUCUCGACCUGGACGCAGCCGACCCCGACGAGGGACCUAACGGCGACGUGGUGUUCGCUUUUGGCGCCCGCACCCCGCCGGAGGCGCGCCGCCUCUUUCGGCUUGACCCGCGAUCAGGCCGCCUCACCCUGGCCGGGCCCGUGGACUACGAGCGUCAGGACACCUACGAGCUGGACGUGCGGGCGCAGGACCGCGGACCCGGGCCCCGCGCUGCCACCUGCAAGGUCAUCGUGCGCAUCCGAGACGUCAAUGACAACGCACCCGACAUCGCCAUCACCCCGCUGGCCGCCCCAGGCGCGCCGGCAGCCUCACCCUUCGCCGCUGCCGCCGCCGCCGCUGCACUCGGGGGAGCGGACGCUAGCUCGCCGGCGGGAGCUGGGACGCCGGAGGCUGGUGCCACUUCGCUGGUGCCGGAGGGGGCGGCGCGCGAGAGCCUGGUGGCCCUGGUCAGCACCUCGGACAGGGACUCGGGCGCCAACGGGCAAGUGCGCUGCGCCCUCUAUGGGCACGAGCACUUCCGGCUGCAGCCGGCCUACGCGGGCAGCUACCUGGUGGUGACCGCGGCGUCGCUGGACCGCGAACGCAUCGCCGAGUACAACUUGACGCUGGUGGCCGAGGAUCGCGGCGCGCCCCCACUGCGCACAGUGCGGCCCUACACGGUGCGUGUGGGCGACGAGAACGACAACGCGCCGCUCUUCACGCGGCCGGUCUAUGAGGUGUCGGUGCGCGAGAACAACCCGCCAGGCGCCUACCUGGCCACGGUGGCCGCCCGGGACCGGGACCUGGGCCGCAACGGCCAGGUCACCUACCGGCUGCUGGAGGCAGAGGUGGGCCGCGCCGGGGGCGCCGUGUCCACUUAUGUCUCGGUGGACCCAGCUACCGGAGCCAUCUACGCGCUGCGCAGCUUCGACUAUGAGACGCUGCGCCAACUCGACGUUCGCAUCCAAGCUAGCGACGGCGGCUCCCCUCAGCUUUCCAGCAGCGCCCUAGUGCAAGUGCGCGUGCUGGACCAGAACGACCAUGCGCCAGUCCUGGUGCACCCGGCGCCAGCCAAUGGCUCCCUAGAAGUGGCGGUGCCUGGGCGCACCGCAAAGGACACGGUUGUGGCCCGUGUGCAGGCCCGGGAUGCAGACGAGGGAGCCAACGGGGAGCUGGCGUUCGAGCUGCAGCAGCAGGAGCCGCGCGAAGCCUUCGCCAUCGGCCGCCGCACGGGGGAGAUACUGCUCACCGGCGACCUCUCGCAGGAGCCACCCGGCCGCGUGUUCAGGGCGCUCCUGGUCAUAUCCGACGGCGGCCGUCCCCCGCUCACCACCACCGCAACUGUCAGCUUCGUGGUAACAGCAGGGGGCGGGCGUGGGCCGGCUGCGCCUGCCAAUGCAGGAAGCCCGGAGCGUUCCCGCCCGCCUGGCUCUCGGCUCGGGGUGUCCGGGUCGGCGCUGCAAUGGGACACGCCGCUGAUCGUCAUCAUCGUGCUGGCCGGGAGCUGCACGCUGCUGCUGGCCGCCAUCAUCGCCAUCGCCACCACCUGCAACCGCCGCAAGAAGGAGGUGCGCAAAGGGGGGGCCCUCCGGGAAGAGCGGCCCGGGGCGGCGGGCGGCGGAGCCUCGGCUCCCGGCUCCCCGGAGGAGGCCGCCCGGGGAGCCGGGCCCAGGCCCAACAUGUUCGACGUGCUCACCUUCCCUGGCACCGGCAAAGCGCCCUUUGGCAGCCCCGCGGCGGACGCGCCUCCGCCUGCGGUCGCCGCGGCCGAAGUGCCGGGCUCAGAGGGCGGCAGCGCCACUGGGGAAAGCGCCUGUCACUUCGAGGGGCAGCAGCGGCUCCGCGGCGCGCACGCCGAGCCCUACGGUGCCUCCCCGGGUUUUGGAAAGGAGCCGGCGCCCCCUGUGGCGGUGUGGAAAGGACACUCAUUCAACACCAUUUCUGGCAGAGAAGCAGAGAAGUUCAGCGGCAAAGACAGCGGUAAAGGGGACAGUGAUUUCAACGACAGCGAUUCCGACAUCAGCGGGGACGCUCUGAAAAAGGAUCUCAUCAACCACAUGCAGAGUGGACUGUGGGCGUGCACCGCUGAGUGUAAGAUCCUGGGCCACUCUGACCGCUGCUGGAGCCCAUCCUGCAGCGGGCCCAACGCACAUCCAUCGCCUCACCCACCAGCCCAGAUGUCAACCUUCUGUAAGAGCACGUCCCUGCCUCGGGAUCCUCUGCGCAGGGACAAUUACUACCAGGCCCAGCUGCCCAAGACAGUGGGGCUGCAGAGCGUCUAUGAGAAAGUACUGCACAGAGACUAUGACAGGACAGUCACUCUGCUCUCCCCUCCCCGUCCAGGGAGGCUCCCAGAUCUGCAGGAGAUUGGAGUACCCCUCUACCAGUCCCCUCCUGGCAGGUACCUGUCCCCGAAGAAGGGAGCCAAUGAAAAUGUGUAAUCCCAUGCUGCAUGUCUUCACACAUAUACAGGUCACUCCGAGAAGCCCCUAAGUUAUUGACCGGUUUCAGUGUUGUAUAUAUAAAUAUGCAAGAUGUGCCUUACAAUGAAGUUGUUGGAAGCUAUUUCCAAUCACAUUGGUACUGUUUGGUAUUUGCAAACAAAAAUGUAGUUAAUGUAAUUUUUAUGAAAUGUGUGCAGUAUUUAAUUUUUCUUAUGCUAUUGACUUUAAUUUCAAUUGUGGCUUGCCAUUUUCUUAGUGUUUUUAACCUGUACAUUGUGUAAUGUAAUGUUUGUAUAUAAUGAAAUUUUGUUAUAUUUUUAUAUAAUAAAAGCUAAAGUGGAAGUUAUUGCCAAAGGAACUGUCUGUAAGACAAAAAACAAAACAUGUUGGAAUUACUUAAUUGAAAUUUAUCUUUCACCUGAAACAACCUAGUGUUUGAGAAAUUUUGCCUUGCCAAGUAUAACUUGUAUAUCUUGACUCUGUGGUAGAUUUCAAGUUCGAUGUUAUUUAAUUACAUUUGGUUUUCUGUAAACCGUGUCACUUAUAAGCACAGUAAUAAAAGAUUUGUCAUGUA
Molecule: messenger RNA, 9628 nt
Organism: Pan troglodytes (chimpanzee)
Lineage: Eukaryota; Metazoa; Chordata; Mammalia; Primates; Hominidae
Gene: PCDH8
Product: protocadherin 8
Exons: 3
Coding region: 5839-9051 (1070 amino acids)
Biological process (GO): homophilic cell-cell adhesion
Cellular component (GO): plasma membrane
Molecular function (GO): calcium ion binding
Source: RefSeq, a predicted model, not a curated record